GAGAGAAAGAGGGAGGGACAGAGGAGAGGAGAGAUAGCAGUCAGAGGAGAGAUGUAGUACAGAUUGUGCACCUGACUGAGAGAGGAUACAAGAAAAGGAUACAGUGCAUUUUUUGACCUCAUAUUAGGACUGCCCAAGAUGCAAAGAAAUAAAUGGAAUUGAAAAAGUGACAAGAAGUAAAAGAAGACAAAUUGGAUGAGAGGUAAAAUUCAAUUUUAAGCCAGAUGAAGAAAAAAGAUGAAACGUGUAUACUGAAGUGCUGUUGAGAAAUAUCCAGCCCUUUAUUGAAGAGAGUGCUAAAGAGCCCGAGGGACAGGGUGACAUCCCAAACUGAUGGGCUGCGAAACGUGAUCACAGCAUCGCCAAACUUAACCAUCAGGGUGACAAGAAUGCAUCAUUCCAAACUACAGUAUCCGAACUCUGCUGAACAUGCAGUGGUCUUUAAAUCUGAAACUCGGAGGAAAAUAGUGUGAAUACUGCAGAAGGCAUUGCUAUAGUAGUUCUGAUCUUAAGAAGCAGCAGUCGUCAUUUCAUCCGAACCAGACGCCAGGACACUUUGAACCUCGGACAGCAUAACCUGGAACUGACAGAAAUCUCACCCAGGGGUCCUUAAUUGCCUCGAUCUCCACUCUAUCAGGCGCUCCCUUUAUUGCUUCAUGUGAUGGAUGUUUGAGGAUCAGUCACUAUGCCAGUGAUGAAAGGGCUUCUGGCCCCUCAGAACACCUUUCUUGACACCAUUGCCAAGCGUUUUGAUGGCACACACAGUAACUUCCUGCUGGGCAAUGCGCAGGGGAAUCGAGGCUACCCCAUUGUGUACUGUUCAGAUGGCUUCUGUGACCUUACCGGGUUUUCACGCACCGAGGUGAUGAAGAAGACGUGCACGUGUCACUUCCUGCAUGGACAGGAAACAAGUGAGAGAGUGACCCAACAGGUGGAAAAAACUUUGGAAGGACAGAGAGAGUUCCAGACAGAAGUGCGAUAUUACAGGAAGAAUGGAACCCCAUUCUGGUGUCUGCUGGAUAUCGUGCCUAUUAAAAAUGAAAAAGGAGAAGUGGUUCUUUUUCUCUUGUCCUUUAAAAAUAUCACUGACUCAUAUGGCAAAUCGCGUCCCAGCUCCAACACAGAAGACGAUGGAACUCAAAGCAGGAAGUCCGAUCGAACCCAUCUGAGUCAAGCUCGUGAAACAGGCCGUAGCGUUCUGUACCACCUAACCUGUCAGUUUACCAAUAGAAGUAAAAGGAAACUACCAAAUCAUGUUUUUUCACAGCCGACGCUACCAGAAUACAAGGUGGCUUCGGUUCAGAAGUCCCGUUUCAUCUUGCUUCAUUACAGCGUGUGCAAAGCAUUGUGGGAUUGGUUGAUCCUACUCGCAACAUUCUACGUUGCCGUAACUGUCCCCUACAACGUCUGCUUCUCUGGCCCUGACAACAGUGAACAUGACAACCCAGACUGUAACUCCGCCUCCAGAACCACCCUCGCCAGCGACAUAGCUGUGGAGAUGCUCUUCAUCCUUGACAUCAUCCUGAAUUUUCGAACCACCUACGUUGGGCCCGCAGGUCAGGUGGUUUAUGAUUGCCGCUCCAUCUGUCUGCACUAUUGUACAACCUGGUUCAUCCUGGAUCUCAUCGCUGCAUUGCCAUUUGACCUGCUCUAUUUAUUCAACAUCUCAGUGACCUCCCUCGUCCACCUUCUGAAAACAGUGCGUCUGUUGCGUCUCCUGCGAUUGCUGCAGAAGCUGGAUGGUUAUUCUCAGUACAGCGCUGUGGUUCUUACUUUGCUUAUGUCUGUGUUUGCUCUGCUGGCACACUGGCUGGCCUGCGUUUGGUAUGUCAUCGGGCGCCAAGAGCUUGCCAGCAAUGAUCCCCUAACCUGGGACAUUGGUUGGCUGCAAGAGUUGGGAAAGCGUCUGGAGACUCCUUACACCAAUGGUACAGUUGGUGGGCCGUCGUUACGCAGCGCCUACAUCGCUUCGCUGUACUUCACAUUGAGCAGUCUGACUAGCGUUGGGUUCGGAAACGUCUGUGCCAACACAGACGCUGAGAAGAUCUUCUCCAUCUGCACCAUGCUUAUCGGGGCGCUGAUGCAUGCGGUUGUUUUUGGAAAUGUGACAGCCAUAAUCCAGCGCAUGUACUCUCGCCGUUCUCUCUAUCACACGCGCAUGAAGGAUCUGAAAGACUUCAUCCGUGUGCACCGUCUGCCCCAGCAGCUGAAACAGCGCAUGCUGGAGUAUUUCCAGACCACCUGGUCUGUCAACAAUGGCAUCAACGCCAAUGAGCUUUUACAUGACUUCCCAGACGAGCUCCGCGCAGAUAUCGCCAUGCAUCUGAACAAAGAUAUUCUGCAGCUUCCACUCUUCUCCUCAGCCAGUAGGGGGUGUCUGCGUUCCCUAUCUUUGCACAUUAAGACCUCGUUCUGUGCGCCCGGCGAGUAUCUUAUUCGCCAUGGAGAUGCCCUGCAUGCUCAACACUUCGUCUGCUCGGGGUCUCUGGAGGUGCUGAAGGACGGCAUGGUGCUCGCUAUACUGGGUAAAGGAGAUCUCAUUGGUGCAGACCUGCCUGGGAAAGAUCAGGUGAUCAAAGCUAAUGCAGAUGUGAAGGCUCUGACCUACUGUGACCUACAGUACAUCAGUGUAAGAGCUCUUCAGGAGGUUCUUGAACUCUACCCAGAAUACAGCAGCCGUUUCAAUGAAGAUAUACACCACAACCUCACCUACAACCUUAGAGAGGGCCAGGCCAGAUUCACUCGCUCAGCCCGUCUCCCACAGGAACGCUUUGACGAUUCAAAAGUGCCGUUCAUUGUUGAAGACCAAGAAGAGGAACCUGGACAGGAUCUGGGCAGAAAACCUCUGCUCUCUGGGUUGGGUGGUCCUUCAUCACAGUCUAAUCUGAGUGCCAUGUUGGGCGAAGAGUUUCGACACCUCGGCAUGCUUCGUCUCUGCAAAUCCCCCAUUCAAAGCUCCCGGGUACAAAGCCCCUCCCAACAGAUGGCACUCAAUGAGGACCUGUCUCUUGGUACUGUGUCUGCCCCUAGAAUAGAAAAGAGCACAUGCCAUAGGCCAGCCAAACUUCUCAUCCCUGCCCUGAACUGUGUCAGCCCACUGGACCUGAGCCCCAGGGUUGUUGACGGCAUCGAAGACAACGAACAUGCAUUUCACUUCAACGUCGAGCAUAGCGAACUGUCUCCUAACACAGACGUCAAAGACCCAUUUCAGGUGGGCGCGAACCUGUUGCUUGAGACAGAGGAAGUCAGGCAGAGUCUCCGUCAACUCAAUGCAGAGAUGAACCACCUGAACCAGGAGGUGUCUUCACUGACCAAGGAACUUCAUGAAAUGAUGCAGUUCCUACAUAACCACGUGACUCCAUCUCACUUCACUUCCUCUUUCACGCCCUUCAGCUCUUUUAACUGUCACACGUCAUCCAGCUGCACAAAUGUGGGGUCGUCCACCGCUGAUUGGUCCUCUCGGCUGAGCUAUAGCACGUCUGCUGGUGCAUGUUUACAACCGGAGACCUCCAUAAGAGAUUCUUUAGGAUCCAGCCACAUGUGCAUUUGCGGUGGAAGCCAUGCCCAGGAAAGAGGCUCUGUGUUGGGACAGGAAUUGGAUACAGAAUUCCUCCAUCAAGCAUCCAACACUCACUCAACCUACUCCCAUUUUUCUUGCUGCCCUGACCAGGAAAGGGUUGCUACCUUGGGUGUAGAGAGUCAGUCGAUACCUUGUCAGACUUCUAAGACCACACCCAACUCACCUUAUCUAAGACAUCAGACUAUCCAUACUGGUGAGUCUCUCCUGGGCUUGGCUUCAGCUUUUCCUGACGGUGGAUUGGUUCCUCAGGUUAGAAGUGGAGGUUCAACUAUCACCCCUAGCAACACAUUGCCUCUCUGUACCUAUAGCAUCCAGAGUCAAUCUCAUCCUUCCCUGAGCAUACAGCUGACCUCUGAUAUAACUUGCCAGCAUUCCAGGGCUUCCACUCCGAUACAUUCAUCCGUUACACCAAUCGGCCCAUCACAGCCUCUCACAGCUGUCAGUUCACUAACGCAUGCUGGGAUUUGUAGUACAAACUUGCUGCUUUGUCCCACAGGCCCCAGACAGAAUGAUCUGGUGGGGUCAAGUCCUAUUCAUGCACAUGACAACAUCUUAUUGUCAAGUGAAGAAAGGGAAAAACCUGGACCUGCUGAGGAGUGACUUGGCUAUUGGAAUCUUGAGGAUGUAAGGCUAAGAAAUUAGGGAAAGGAGCUCAAAAGUGCUGGAAACAGGAGUGAUGCAUGUAUGAGCUAGUUUAUGUCUUCUUCUACUGCAUGGUUACUGCCUUCAUUAAGGUUAAAUGCAGUGCAUCAUGGGAUCCGUGUUUUGGGUACUUCUAAGUGUGUCUGACAUGUUUUCUUGUAAAUGCACAUUUUUUAUCAGGCUCUUAUGUUUAGGUUCAGUAAUUUCACUUUAAAGGCAAUGAAGAGGUUUUAGUUGUCAAAUGUCACUUUAGUUAUUUCAUUGGUGUUUAACUAAUCCGACUUUCUUUCGCGGCAAAACCCUCUAAGUGCAUGCAAAACUCUCCACACACAAAUUUUCACUGUCCUUUCUUGAAUUAAGGUAAAAUGAUCAUAUAUUCAGUAAAUAUCCUACACUCUAAAAAUGCUGGGCUAUUUUCUGUGUUUCUGGGUAUUUUUUAUAUGAUGGGUUGUUAUUUAACCCAUGCUGGAUUUUUAUUUAACCCAAAAUGCUGGUUGUUUUAAUCUAUUUUUGGAUUAAAUAUUGAAAAAAGUAAUGGGGUUAAUUUCAACCCAGUUGCUGGGCUCGUAGCUUUUUGACGCAUUUUUUAAACUGUAUUAUAUUCAGUAAACCUCCUAAACCGGGUAAAAGAACCUUUUGCACCAUGACAUAUGCGCGCCAUCGUUCAUAAUGUUAAUGUUUCUUCUGUGCACUUAGAGGACUUUGCAGGAAAAUCGGAUUUGGGGUUUAAAGGGAUAGUUCACACAAAAAGGAAAAUUACUCACGCUUAUGUUGUUACAAACCUGUAUACAUUUCUGUUCUGAUGACCACAAAGGAAGAUAUUUUGAGGAAUUUUUGUAACUAAACCAUUCAUGAGCCCCAUUUACUUCCAUAGUAUUCUUUCUCCUAUUAUGGAAGGGAAUGGGGUUGCAAGGCUUCCUUCGUGUUCACCAAAACAAAGAAAUUAUGCAGGUUUGUAACAACAUGAGUGUGAAAUUUUCAUUUUUGGGUGAACAAUCUCAUUAUUAGAUUCUACCAUUUCUUUAUAGGCUGAGGGAUUAAGAGAAUUUAAAGUGAAAGUAUUUGAUAAUACAUGCCGUGCGCAUUCGUCAAUGUCAUUAUCUUAUUUUUGGUGGUGGCGUUUAGUCACUUUUGCAUGUCAGCUCUUUGUAUAUUGUAUUGACAAAAACUUUACACUCCCUGAUAAUGCCAGUUCCAGCGGUUUGCCGCUGUGGCUUCUGAUUUUUGCCCACGACCCUUGUUAAAAGAUAAAUCAGUACUUCACAGUUACAGUGGAAAUUGUCCGCCAUGAGUCAUCAGCCUUGUUUUGUAUUUAGGUUAAGUGUGAAAUCUGUUCCCACUGUUAGUUUUUAUGUUGCUCCACAGAGCAUGGUUUUACAUUGGCAAUUUCAUUGUGUAGGUUUUGUACGCUGUCCCUCAGGACUGACUCAUGCAUCACAAAGUGCCAGAUUAUUCAGUCUCUGCUCUCACGCUGCAUUUCUUCAGAGCCUGAUUUUAAAACUCUUAAGUUUUUACAACUUGAUACUUGAUGAAUGUCCUUCUGUUAUUAUUAAUUCUAUUACUCAGACAUUUCAAAGUGUGUUACUUUUACUAAACUUACAAAAAGCAUGUAUAAAACAAUAUAAUAACAAUGAUAUAGAUUUAUUUUGUUGCUGAGCAUCUGAUUUUUGUCUGAUAUUUUGGGAAAAAGAAAUUUUGUUUUAUGCACCAUAUUUAUUCAUAUAUCUUUCUCUAUUAUGUCCGUUCUAAGGACUUGCAAAAUGGGCCUCUUUUAUACUGUUGAAUAAAUCUUAAAUUAAAAGCCUUGCAACUGUAAAAAAAAUUGCCUGUUAAAAAUGUAAUCUUCACAGAAUAAAUCAUAAAGUUGUUUGCCAAUCAUUGCUUUUUUAAUGGAGUUGAUUUGAUUGGCCAAUUACACAAUAAUAAGGCUGUCUGGCCCUAAA
Paramisgurnus dabryanus is the source of this 6165-nucleotide messenger RNA. RefSeq names its product potassium voltage-gated channel, subfamily H (eag-related), member 4a (gene kcnh4a). The record is from RefSeq and is a predicted model, not a curated record. Lineage: Eukaryota; Metazoa; Chordata; Actinopteri; Cypriniformes; Cobitidae. Gene Ontology annotation, cellular component: plasma membrane. Gene Ontology annotation, molecular function: voltage-gated potassium channel activity. Gene Ontology annotation, biological process: regulation of membrane potential; potassium ion transmembrane transport.